Callorhinus ursinus (northern fur seal) is the source of this 2478-nucleotide messenger RNA. It is a transcript of the gene TLNRD1, whose product is annotated as talin rod domain containing 1. NCBI's taxonomy places the organism in Eukaryota, Metazoa, Chordata, Mammalia, Carnivora, Otariidae. Gene Ontology annotation, molecular function: actin binding. The record is from RefSeq and is a predicted model, not a curated record.
AGGCUCCCGCCCGACUCUGACUCGGCGCGGCCGCGCCAGCACCGGCCACACCCUCGGCUCUGCCGCCGCCGGCGCCGCUUUCCCGAGAGCGGGAGGCAGGAGAUGCGCGCCGGGCGGCCGCGCGCUCCACAGCGCCAGCCGGGGCCGCCGUCGCGGGGAAGUGCCGCCCGGCGGGGUCAGGGCGCCUGAAAGCCCACGUGCGCCGCCGAGCCCGAGGUGGCUGACAGCAGAACCCGCCCGAGCCGCCGCCCGCGCUCCUCCCCGAGGAAGGGAUUUUGAUUUCAAAGAAAGGAAGGAAGGAAGGACAACUCCCAGCUUCCCCCUCCCGCCCUCCCGCUCCGGCGGCCGGGCCGGGCCAUGCCCAGGAAGGCGGCGGCGGCGACGGCGGCCCAGCAGAAGGGACUUUCCUGGCAGCCCGGCGGCGAGGAACGCGCUCCGUGAGUUUGCUCUGCCCGGUUCAUGGUUCCUGCACGCCCUCCAGGAGGCCGAACGCUGCAGCCCCUCCCCGCGCCCCCAAGAGCCUCCUGCGUCCUCUGGCCCCCGGGCCCGCUCUGCGCCGCCCGGGCUCCGGCCGCCGCAGCCCAGUGCCCUCUGCCCGGCGCGGUGGAUGGCAUGAUGGUGCGGGGAAGGCACCGCGGCCCUGGCCAGCUGAGUCGCGACGGCCGCGGGGGCGGCGGCAGUGGCAGCGGCGGCGGUAGCGGGCUCCCCAGCGUUAUGCCAGUGCCCCCCGGGCGCGAUGGCUAGCGGCAGCGCUGGGAAGCCCACUGGCGAGGCGGCUUCUCCGGCUCCUGCGAGCGCCGUCGGGGGGGCCUGCUCGCAGCCGCGGAAGAGGCUGGUGUCCGUCUGCGACCACUGCAAAGGCAAAAUGCAGCUGGUGGCCGACCUGCUGCUGCUGUCGAGCGAGGCACGGCCCGUGCUCUUCGAGGGCCCCGCCUCCUCCUGUGCUGGCGCCGAGUCCUUCGAGCAGUGCCGGGACACGAUCAUCGCGCGCACCAAGGGGCUCUCCAUCCUCACCCACGACGUGCAGAGCCAGCUCAACAUGGGCCGCUUCGGGGAGGCGGGGGACAGCCUGGUGGAGCUGGGCGACCUGGUAGUGUCGCUGACCGAGUGCUCCGCCCACGCGGCCUACCUGGCGGCCGUGGCCACGCCGGGCGCGCAGCCCGCGCAGCCGGGCCUGGUGGACCGCUACCGAGUGACGCGCUGCCGCCACGAAGUGGAGCAGGGCUGCGCCGUGCUGCGCGCCACCCCGCUGGCCGACAUGACGCCGCAGCUGCUGCUGGAGGUGUCGCAGGGCCUGUCGCGCAACCUCAAGUUCCUGACGGACGCGUGCGCCCUGGCCAGCGACAAGUCCCGGGACCGCUUCUCCCGCGAGCAGUUCAAGCUGGGCGUCAAGUGCAUGAGCACGAGCGCGUCGGCGCUGCUGGCCUGCGUGCGCGAGGUGAAGGUGGCGCCCAGCGAGCUGGCCCGCAGCCGCUGCGCGCUCUUCAGCGGGCCGCUGGUGCAGGCCGUGAGCGCCCUGGUGGGCUUCGCCACCGAGCCGCAGUUCCUGGGUCGCGCGGCGGCCGUGAGCGCCGAGGGCAAGGCGGUGCAGACCGCCAUCCUGGGUGGCGCCAUGAGCGUGGUGUCGGCCUGCGUGCUCCUGACCCAGUGCCUCAGGGAUCUGGCGCAGCACCCCGACGGGGGCGCCAAGAUGUCGGACCACAGGGAGAGGCUGAGGAACUCGGCCUGCGCCGUGUCUGAAGGCUGCACCCUGCUAUCUCAGGCUUUACGGGAGAGGUCUUCGCCCAGGACUUUACCGCCAGUGAAUUCCAAUUCUGUGAAUUAGCACCCCGCCCCCCUUCUUUCUUCCACCCCAAACUAGAGGAAGAUACUUACUCUCCGACCCUCUCCAUUUAUACCAAAGAAAUCCCAGGGGAAGCUCCCCCCACCCCACCCCAUGUCAGACGCUCCAGAGGAACCUUCCAGAGAGCGGGGCCAUGCGCUCCAACGACACUGGUGCGCACGGUGCGGGGUGGGGGUGGGGGGGGCAAUGCCAAUCUACGCACACCCAGCAGGGACCUGGAGGUGGCGCGCCCCCACCGCGCCCCAGCACCUCUUCUGGAGUUCCUCCACUAAAUUUUCUUAUCAAUUGGGCAGGAAGGAGGUCAUGGGUUCGUUUCUUUUUUGGUCUUUUUGUUUUUUCCUAAUUAAAAGAAAGGUUACCUCAGUUUCACUCCUUAGACAUGGAUGUAGCUACCUUUUUUGUAUGUUGUUAUUUUUUUAAGCAAUCGUGUUGGAUUAGGCGUAUACUUGGUGUGGAAAGAGUAUGACUUUGCCAUGUGAUUUGCAAAUGGGGGGAAAAGCUACUGUGAGUGUGUGUUUUAUUUUUUAAUUUACACUAUAGAGUGGUUCCCCCCUGCCCUCCCCCCCCAUGUCAAGUUUUUACCUUGCAUGUACUGGAGUAUUUAUUUCAUCUAUUAAAAUGUUAUGUUUCUCAGA